Molecule: messenger RNA, 1181 nt
Organism: Asparagus officinalis (garden asparagus)
Lineage: Eukaryota; Viridiplantae; Streptophyta; Magnoliopsida; Asparagales; Asparagaceae
Product: flocculation protein FLO11-like
Exons: 1
Coding region: 199-1104 (301 amino acids)
Molecular function (GO): DNA-binding transcription factor activity
Source: RefSeq, a predicted model, not a curated record
UCAAUUGCCAAUUCUCGUCCACUUUUCUCUCUGUCAUUUUUCUCUUGCACGCAAAAUCUCUCUCCUUCAAGAAUUGCAAGAGCUAACCCAUUUAUUAAACCAAGAAACAGCCUCCGUCGUCGAUCAAUCCCUCUUCUUCCUCCCUCUUCCUUGAUUCCUCUGUUCCUUCUCCCUUCUAACAAUUUCUCCCACCAAAAAAUGGAAGAGAACAAGAAGCAGAAACAGACACAAGCCAUCCAACCCUCUCCUCCUCCUCCUCCAAGAAGUACUCAAACCCCAUCACUACCCAAUUCAUCCUCCCCCUCUCCCUACCGCGGACCUUCACCUACGAUGCCGACGUCUCUCGCUGCUUCCCCCGGCCUCCCCACUGCUGGAAUCUCCUCCUCUUCUUCUGUAGGCGCCGGCCCCUUAUCUACCUCCCCUUCAGCAUGCGUGCCGACACCAAAGCACAAAGCUGGACCAAAGAACUCUAAGAAAUGGGCCCACCCAGUGUAUAAAGGUGCCUAUGAGUGCAACGGCCGCUGGAGGAGCCGCAUUUGUGGCCAGGGGGAUCUGGUAUUCAUCUUGGCACAUAUCCGACGCCUGGUUAGCCCAGAUGAGGUACGGCGUGUUGCGUCGAUGGCAGCGGAGAUGUUCAGGCCUGGCGCCGCACCAGCACCAUCGAAAACUCCAUCUACGUUGGCCCCAUCAGAAACACCAUCGACGUUGGCGCCAACAGAAACAGCACCGUCAUCCGUGCCAAUCGAAAGACCAUCCUCGUCAGCAACAACAGCCACAGCAUCGUCAUCAGCGCCAGCAGAAACAGCUUCAUCGUCAGCACCAGUGGAGACGCCAUCCUCAUCAGUGCCAAUUACAGAAACACCAUCGUCGUCGGCACCGACAGAAGAACCAUGGCCAUCGUCGCUGCUAGUGUCAAUGUCUUCAGCGACGUGGGCCCCGCUUGUGGACGAGGAUGAGCUGUUCAAUAUGCCCGCAAUAUUGAAUGAUAUGGCUGAAGGGUUGAUGAUACCGCCGCUGAGGAGGUAUGCAGGGUCUGAUGAUGAUGAUGAUGAUGAUGAUGGAACAGGGGAUUAUCAUGUGGACGUGCCUUUGUGGACCAAGUGAGCUCUAAAGAAAAUGGAUCAGGGUUUUAUUGAUUGGGAUGGAAGAAACAAUAUAUAUGUAAUUAGUUUUAGAUUGAG